This is a messenger RNA of Tyto alba (common barn owl), 7842 nucleotides long. It is a transcript of the gene POGLUT3, whose product is annotated as protein O-glucosyltransferase 3. NCBI's taxonomy places the organism in Eukaryota, Metazoa, Chordata, Aves, Strigiformes, Tytonidae. Gene Ontology annotation, molecular function: glucosyltransferase activity; protein binding. The transcript is spliced from 8 exons. Gene Ontology annotation, cellular component: endomembrane system. The record is from RefSeq and is a predicted model, not a curated record. The coding region runs from base 42 to 1589 and encodes 515 amino acids.
CCCCCGCUCCGACCGGGCGCGGCCCGGGGCUCGGCGGGGCGAUGGGGAACCGCGGGCUGAGGCCGCUGCCGCCGCUGCUGCUGCUGCUGCUGCUGGGCGCCGCGUUGCCGCCGCUGCGGGCGGUGGAGCCGGCGGAGCCCGUGAGCGCCGAGCGGAGCCUGGCGUGGGGCCCCGGGCUGGACGCGGGGCUCACCCUGCCCGUGCGGUAUUUCUACAUCCAGGCGGUCAGCGCGGCCGGACACAACUUCUCCCGCUCCCCGCCAGGAAGAACACAGUUUAAAGUGGUAAUUAAAGCACUUUCUCCUAAAGAGGUCACCAGAAUUUACACUCCUCGCCCUUUGGACAGAAAUGAUGGCACAUUUCUCAUGCGGUAUCGGAUGUAUGGGAGUGUCAGAAAAGGGUUAAAAAUUGAGAUACUUUAUGGUGAUCAGCAUGUAGCUCAAUCACCUUAUAUUUUGAAAGGACCAGUUUAUCAUGAAUAUUGUGACUGUCCUGAAGAAGACCCUGAGAUCUGGCAGAACGUUAUGUCUUGUCCAUCCCAAGAACCUCAGAUUACACAGGACUUCAUUUCUUUUCCCACCAUUGACCUUCAGCGAAUGCUUAAGGAAAUCCCAACAAAGUUCAGUCAAACAAGAGGUGCUAUUGUUCAUUACACUAUUAUCAAUAAUCACAUCUACCGUCGCUCAUUAGGGAAGUAUACAGACUUCAAAAUGUUCUCUGAUGAAAUGUUCCUGUCACUUGCAAGAAAGGUUCGUCUUCCUGAUGUGGAGUUUUAUCUUAAUGUUGGAGAUUGGCCAGUUGAGUAUCGGAAAGCUAAUGAUACACCUGGUCCUAUACCUGUCAUUUCAUGGUGUGGCUCUGUGGAUUCAAGAGAUAUAGUCCUUCCAACGUACGAUGUAACCCACUCGACUCUUGAAACCCUACGUGGAGUCACAAAUGACCUCCUUUCUAUUCAAGGAAAUACAGGCCCAUUGUGGAAAAACAAAACCGAGCGAGCUUUAUUUAGAGGUCGAGACAGCCGAGAAGAACGUCUCCAUCUUGUCAAGUUAUCCAAGGAAAAUCCAGACCUGCUAGAUGCUGGAAUAACAGGAUAUUUCUUCUUCAGAGAAAAAGAAAAAGAGCUGGGAAAGGUUCAGCUGAUGGGCUUCUUUGACUUCUUUAAGUACAAAUACCAAGUGAAUGUAGAUGGGACUGUAGCAGCUUACAGGUUUCCAUACCUCUUGCUGGGUGACAGCCUAGUAUUGAAGCAAGAUUCCCAGUACUAUGAACACUUUUAUAUUGGAUUAAAACCUUGGAAACAUUAUGUUCCAGUUAAGAGAAACUUAGAGGACUUGCUAGAGAAAAUAAAAUGGGCUAAGGAAAAUGAUGAAGAAGCAAGAAAAAUUGCUAAAGAAGGACAAUUAAUGGCAAGAGAAUUACUUCAGCCUCACAGGCUUUAUUGCUACUAUUAUAAAGUGCUCCAGAAAUAUGCCAAACGGCAAGCCAGCAAACCUGAAAUACGGGAUGGAAUGGAACUUGUACCUCAGCCUGACGACAGAGACUCAGUAUGCAGUUGCCACAGGAAAAAGCCUUUAAGGGAAGAUCUAUAACUGUACCGGAUGGAGAAAAUCACCCACUUACAAUGCAAGAGUUUAAAUAGGAAUUAAGCUGUGAAAUCUAAGACAUUUAUGCACUAGCAAACAUUCUUAGUUAUGUAUUUUUCUUGUAUUUAGGUAUCCUUUUUCACACCGACUCUGAUCUACCAAAUUGGUUCCCACAAUUUUCUCCAUGACCACCACCAGACAGAUAUGGAGCCUGUAAUGGGAAGCGUCUGGGGGAUUUGUUUGAUGUGCUGCAUCAUCAGGAAGGAGAGCACAGUGCUGCUCGUGUUUCAGCUGGGACCUAGUUAUGAGUUUUAUGAGGAACCAGUCAUCCACAAAAGAUCUUCCAUGAGUCAGUGCAAGUUAUUCUAAAGGAGCAUUUGCAACAUACUAAAACAGUGUUAUGAUUUCUUCAUAAAGUUUACCUCAGUGUUAGAUUGCUUCUUGUAUACAAAACAAUUUUCUAACUAGACAAAGAAAAUGAAUAUUUGAGAUUUACAGAUAUCAAAUCUGGUGUUGCUUUGAGAUUAUUUUGUGGUCUAUGACAGAAUAGAAAACAUGAUACAAUACUUAUCAAUUUCAGAAGAAAAUGGAGAGGUGGGGCAGAGAUCAGAAUACUAUUUUUACAAGCAUCAUGGCUGUGAAUCAUCAAAAUUAAAUGGUGCUUUAAAGCGGACUGUGUAGCUAUCACAAUCACAGUGCUUUGAGUACCAAGACCCUACUCUGAAGACCUGCUCCCUGCCAGUGACCAUGUUUGUGAAUAUAGGGACAGAUCCACAAAAGGACUUAGGAACUUCAGGUGAGACCAGGUGAAAUACUGGUGUCUUAGUUCAACAAUACAGUCUACUGUGUUCUAAGCUACUUGAAUAUUCACAUGUGAAAUCUGUUAGUGGAGUUUUAGACCACCUAGGUUUAUCUUCUGUGUAGAGCUAAGGAUGCCACCAUCUUUUUCACUUGGAUUCAUGAAUUACCUUUUCCUGUGCCUAAGUCCCCAGAGGGAUCAUUUUCUGAAUUUAGAUCAUACCUAACCUUAGACUGAGAUCAGACAGCAGAUCAGACUUCAUUGUUUUGGUUCAAAUGUAUGACAGAAAAACCUAUGCUGCACUUUCUAUGUAAUAGUGUAGGGGUUAGAGACCAUACUAAGCAAUUGGGAAGCCAGUUGUCCCUCUUGGUUUGAUUCAAAGUCAUUUUCCAAAGAAUGCCUUAGCUCCAGACUGGAGAAGAGGUCUUCAGGUCUUCCACUGAAGUUGUGCAGCCAUGAAGCUAACAAUACAAAAUACACAGGGCCAGAAGGAGCUGGUCAUACCACUGCAAUAAAGUGUGCCUUUGGGUGGGGUAGAGGAAAAAUCCUAGCCCUGGAUGUAGCUCCCAUACCUCUUGAUUUUUACCCAAGUUUGUCUACUUCAAAAUGCAUAAACAGUCCUGGAAGGAGGCACCAAUGCCAAUAUCAAGACCAAUGCCCACAAGCACCCAUUUCUGUCCUCUGCAUUUUUGUCUUGGCUAAUGUAGCCUGCCUGAGCAGCUUCCUACUCAGCUGCACUCAGAUAAUGUCUUUUGUGGAUACCAAACUCUCUUCACACAAAAAGGAAUGGAAACAUCUUAAGAUUGUGGACUUGUCUAAUUGCUUAGGUGCUUAAAGUUUAGUGCUCUACACCUCAUGCAGGCUUAAUUUGUGGCUCUACACUGCAAGUUACUCUCAUCAGCUUUUUCAGCAUGCUAAAUAUGGAAAGAACUUCAGGUUUCUGAAGAGGUUAAUGCCACUGUCCAUCAGUCAUUUAUUAUGUUAUGCUAGUUAAAAAAAAAGCUGGAACAUAUUGUUCUACCCAUCAUCGUCUUUGUUCUGGUUCUAACACUUAUAUAUACAGUGGUUGCAUUUUUAUUUAGCAUGACAAUCAGCCCUAGAACUUCAGACUAUAAAUACAUGUUCAGCUCAUCUGACGAAGUUUUCUACAUCAAAAUUCAGGUACAGGGUUCCGUUGCUGAAGCUGACACUUAAAACUGAGUAUGUGCUCAUCUUUCCUUCUCUGUGUACAGUCAUUUUUACUGUAUGAUAUGAUGUUAUUUUGUGAUAUUAUCUAUUACACCAUGUACAUUUUAGAUUCACCAGUAUUUAUGGAAAUGAUGUGCUCAGCAAAGGCAACUAAGCAUACCAGAUGGUUGAAGCAACAGUUUUCCACCUCUCACAUAUAUUUCAAACCCAAAGUCCAAAAACUAUCUGUUUACAUUUUUAAAAAUGGGAGGGAACAGGGAGAAUCGUGACACAUACUUUAGAGUUAUUUGGAAAUAUCUGCGUAGGAAAACUUGCCUGGCUUGAAACAGAAGUCUUUCAAAUGGGAAGAAGAAUCAGAUAAAAUUUAAAUGGUCAUGAAUAAAUGCAAAUACUUCAUCCCUCCUUUCUUCCCUCAUAAACAGGGGAAAAAAAAAUUCUAAAUUCUUCUCUGCCAGAAAAACCCUCCUUGCUUUUGUAAUAAGCAUCCCUUCAAAGCAAAGACUAGUUUGUCACAGAAUGCCUUAAGGAUGCUUUUAUAGCUUAGAGGCAAGAAAUAUCCUGAAAAAUAAGAAUACAUUCAUCUUCCUGCCAAAAUUAAAAAACAGUAGAGACAUGGUAGAACUUUCAUUAAAAGUGCUUAGACAUUUGAGAAAAAUCUGGUUCAAUUUAUAACUACAGAUCUUCCAAAGAUAAAAGAAGGUAAGGCAAAGCCACUCUUCUUUCCAUUGGUGGUACUAUAUGCAAUUUAAAUUGUAAAGAAGAGUAAUCAUAACCAUUGCCCUUCCAGGCCAGAAAAGAUGUCAGUUCUACUUUAGUUUGAUGACAGGAUGAUACUUAUUGGCCUGGUGUGUUACAGAAAUUGCUAAAUAUUCAGUAAAACCUGUUUGUACAAGUAAAGUAUAAUACAUACAUUACACACUAUUUUUAAGUGACAUACACACAUGAGCGUUUCUAUUUUUCUAUAGUAGUUCUUGAACAGCAACUGAGUAAAUCUCUUGUACAUCUAGCAGUUGGUGAGAAUUUUAAAAAAACAGUUACCACAGUACUGAAUUUUGCUACAGAAAUUUCAGCUUUUAAUGCACAACAUAGGAUUAAUAUAGAGAGCAGUAUCUGUCCUGUUUUCAUCAAUGGUAGUCAUUUUUAACACACUGCAGAACUUAUCACUGAUGACAGAGACAGGUUUAUUUGUUUGAAACAGUAUGUCCUAAAGUCCAUGGCCAGUAUUUUCAAACAUAGGAAUCUACAUAGAAGCGGUCUGACUUCCAAAAACAAUGCAAAGCCUUUACUUAAGGUUCCUGAUUUUCAGAUCCCUUUAAUCUUAAUAGUUUCAUACAGCUAACACUCCAGAAAAUUAGUCCUUUUAUGUUAUGUCAAAUAUAUGUCCUAAUAUAUUUAGGCACCCAUAUUUGGAAAUACUCACCCAACCUCAAUUUCAUCUUGAAAUGAGAACUAGUAAAUCAUGAUCCGUUGAACAUAAAGGAGAUAGAAAUUCAGUACAUUUUUAGACUAUUUUUUGAGAUUUACCUCAAGAUAACUAAUAUUCUAGUUUCAUGACAGUAUUGUGCCAGGUCUGCCUUGUAGAUUCAUAAUGAAAAAAACCCUAUAAUCAAAGCUUGACUGAUGGAAUGUUAGAUUCAAGCUUCCAUCCUGGGAAGCAUACGCCCGACAUUUAUUACAUUAGAAAGUAAAUUAUUUAGUUAGGGAGGAGACCUGACAGGGAAAACAUACAUCACCUGUUUGAGCACGUUUGAGAAGCUUGCAAAGAAAUGAUAAUAAGGAAAAGAAGCAUUACAUAAACCUAGGAUAUUAUCAGCUCCUUUACUGCUUCAGUUUUUCAAAAGUGUUCUCUGGAAGGGCAGUGAAGAAGUGCAAGAUUUUAUAUAAAUAUAUUAUUGUUUAAGUUCACAGGAUUUCACCACUAGAAUCUUCUGUGAAUACUUUCAUACCAUUGUAAUGAGGCUAUGUGAGUACUAAUGCUUGUCUUUCGUUUUGAGUUGUUAAUAAUGUAAGAAAAUUUAUAUUGUAGAGAGUCAUGGCACUAAUUCUGUGUUUUGCUGUAAGAAUAAGGGAAAAAGGCUUAUUUUUCAUGUGUGCCUGAAGACAUUUGAGACACCUAUAGCACACACCUCAAUCGAGUCCCAUCCUGGUAGUGGUAAGCAAGAGGUGUAUUAGCAAGAGUGUGGCCAGUAGGUCAAGGGAGAUGUUUUUUCCCUUCUGUUUGGCAGUUAUGAGACUGCAAAUGGAGUACUGUAUUCAAUUUUUGACUGGCCUAUACAAGAAAUACAUUCACAUGGUGGAACUGAUGCAGUCGAGGACCACCAAGGUGAUAGAGGGUUUGGGGCACAUGAAGUACGAGGAGAAGCUGAGUGAGCAGGGUUAGGUCAGCCUUAAAAAGAAGGCAAAGGAAAAAUUACCUUGCUGAACUCUAAAAGGAAGGUAUAGAAAAGCUGAAGCCAGUCUUCUCAGAGGUACACACCAGAAGGCCUACCAACAACAGACACAAGGUGCAACACGGGAAAUUUCAAUUAGAUCAGGGAAAAAAAAAAAAUCUUCACACUGAUAUCCCCAAGGAGAUGAAGCUUGGUCUGCAUGACCGCCAGAUGUUCAUCAUUCUGUGAACUACAUUUUGGUCAUACUACAAGCAUUUAUCUAAUCACAUAGCAGGAAGAUAAAAACAUCCAGAUCUUGGGUGACUCCAAGAGGCAAUGUAGCCUUUCUGUGCUGACACUUUUGACACUAUUCAUGUUUAUGUCUCCCUUGAUAAUAUUGACUAAGUUUUGCAGAUAUUUUAUUGUUGGCUUACAAGGCUAUACAGUUAUAUAUUAUCACCAUAUACCAUAGUCAUGCAGUACACAGAGGAUUUGACAAAUAGGACACAUUGAUUUGGCAUUAUAUGCUUGGACUGAUUGAAAGUGCAAGACUUACACUUUCCAGAAGCUGAAUAUACACUUUAUAUGUAUGAGACAAUUACAAAAGAUUUUUAGUAUAGUUAUGAACCAAAGUAAUUAAUUUUAAGCAGUCAGUGGGAAUAUCAAUGUACUUUUAAAGUUAUACAUACACUUAAAUGCCAGCAUACUCUGUGGGCCACUGGUGAGUGACUGUGACAUAUUCCCAUCCCACUCCCAACACUAAAAAAAUCAGUCAGAAUCCAUCUGUACCACAGAUUUGCAAUCCAGCAUAGAAAAACUCAAGACAGUUCAGCAGGAUACCAGAAGGGCCUACCUGAAACAGGACAGAGCUUCACAUGGUUAUCCUCCUGCUGAAAACCCGUGGAAUAUAUUAUUCUGGGUUGAACCUGUCCAAAAGCCGACCAAUUCAAGCUAUACUUGUGAGACCAUAAUUUCCACUAUAGCUUCUGUGACUCAGAGAGGUUGUUUAGCAUUAGCAGAUGUUGUUGCUUACCUUUGGGUCAAUAGUUACCACACUUCCAGCUACUCUUUUUCUCCCAAAAUGUCCAGCCAAGCUGCUAAACCGCUCCAGCUGUAGACAUAUGCCACCUUAUGACUGAUAGCCAGGAUAAACCAAAAUGGUUGCUACUAAGUUGGUAACCUGCAGGUCCAACACCUGAUUUCAUCUUGCACGUUACCUUCACCAAAUUUUGCACUGUUGCAACAGAAAGAGAUUUGAGUAUUUUAUUAAUUUUAACAUGGAAAUCUGCUGACAGAGUGAAAAUGGUUUAGAGCAGAAAUUGCAUUUGCUUCCAAGUGAUUAUAUUUUUGCUCCUACACUCAAAACCAUCAGCUUUUACCUCAGGAAGAAGGUAAUUUUGCCAGUACAGGUCAUUUGAUGAAUUAAAAAAAAAAAAAAAAUCCCUAACCAAACAACACUCUGCUGGUAAAAAUUGUUACUCUUUUAAAGAAAGAUGGCUGUUACAGAUACUUUAGUAUAUUCUUUCUAGUAAAGGUAAAGCAUGAAGUGAACUUUAUAAGCAAAAUCAGUUUAAAGGGAUACCUCAGAAGUUGUCUGUACUGCAUUACUGUACACUAAUAGUGAAAUACAAGAUUAGAUAAUUCACAACAGUGAAAUUAAGAGUCAGGGUUAUACAAUCAGAUUUUAUCUGCUAAAAUAUAAGAUACAGAAGAAACAAGAAAACAUCCUACCUCCAACAUAAUUACUCAAGCAAAAUCCUAUACAGAGAUUCAACUCAUUCUGGCAGAUGUCCUUAAGAUAGUUUACUUAUGCUGUUUUGUGAGUUAUUUAAAAAAUGUCAGGAAUGUAUGUUGCUGAUAGAAGCUGCAUCUCUACCAAUAAAUUCUGUUUCCUUCUGCCGUA